This is a messenger RNA of Neoarthrinium moseri, 2205 nucleotides long. RefSeq lists its product as uncharacterized. The transcript is spliced from 3 exons. NCBI's taxonomy places the organism in Eukaryota, Fungi, Ascomycota, Sordariomycetes, Amphisphaeriales, Apiosporaceae. The coding region runs from base 1 to 2205 and encodes 734 amino acids. The record is from RefSeq and is a predicted model, not a curated record.
AUGGCACCUAACCAGGUGACAAUACCUCGAAAGCCAGUGCCGCGGCCUGAACCAAGGAACAAGCGCACCGUAAAGCGCAAGAGCCCAAGACUAACAACGUUAUUAUCAUCUGCUUUCGCGGCAAUACUUCUCUUUACGGUCCUUCCUUGGGCUCGUCGUUGGUUUCUAUCUGGUGCCGCUAUCCAGAGUUUUCUCCUUCUCUUCACCCACCGUGGCGAUGAUAGCGCAUUCCCGUCCAUCCCUCUAUGGACGAGGCUUUCCACACUCAACCUAAUAUACGCAGUCUGCUCCACGUCAUGGCUACUUCAUGGGCUGUUCGUAUCUGUGUGUUAUCCAACCAUACUGCUCACGAGCUUGACCCAUUUCCCUUGGGUUGGUGAGCUUUCCCGCAAGCUCAUGAGGAAGACUUUUGGUCGGUAUGGCCAUUUCAUCCGGGACAAGCUUGCGCUGUUCAAUCUGCCUGCCUUGGAGAUAGAUACAGAAGUCGACGGGCUUUUCGUGCUGAGAGGGGUGACGAUCAGUUUCUCAACCCUAUCCAUCGUAGGACAUGGCGUGGAAUGCGGAAUCAAGCUCGCCAAGGAUAUUGAGCUAGCAAUAUAUGUGGACGAAGUUGUUGUGAAUCUCUUUCGCCGCAUCGAAAUUGGCGACGUUUAUGCGAAUGUCAAGGGAGGAAAGUUCGAGAUGACCUUUGGUGGACUCGACGAUGACACGACGGACGACACCGCCAGUCUCGACAGCUUUUUCGUGGGCGACACCCCUUUGCUUCGGGCUGCCUCCGCUGGCACUGAUGGUUUCAAGAACCGGCCAAAGCUGAGGGAAUCUCUCACUGGUGUCAGCUUUAUGCAAGACUCCUCCCCUCGCGCCGGCCUCGACGGGGUUACUAGGUUAUCACCGGAUGAGGAUGAGGCUGAAAAGGACUAUCAUGAACUCCUUACUGAUAUCAAAACUACAAGUGCAAUCCACAAAGCACGCCGACAAGCCCUUCAAAAGGCCACAGAAGAACAGAGAUCGGCCUUGGACGAUGUUAAGAACAUGCGUGCGGCCAUCAAUGCGGAGCUUCAUAGCUUUCCCUCCAUUUCCCACUCACCGACGCGGUCUGUCCGCGUUUCAAUGUUACGGACAAUGUCGCCACCGUGGGUACGUGAGUUCCAACAUCGACUGCCAUUGCUCCUGCGACUUCUACUAGCUCCAGUCAGCUACCUCCAUCCUAUAAAAAUAUCAUCUAUCAAUGCUGCAGGGUCUGGCAAAUGGGUUUCUUCACUCCUACAACAUGAGAUCUUCGCAGAACACACCGAGACCAACGCAGAGCUGCGGAGACUUCAUCGGAGAACCUCAGCAUGGCUAGCAGAUACCACCUUCUCAUUACAGCUCGUAGAUGUGGACGGUCUCGGGCAAGUUCCUCUGAGCACCUAUUUUGACAUUGUGACCUACUUGAAGGUUCAUGACGUCGUCGCAUAUCGGACUGUUCAGGAACACGGCACAAUUGCCCAGGUGGUGCGUGUGGGCGGAGCCGACGCAACGUUUAGAAUUCCUUCCUACUUGCUUCCACACCAUGAACAUUGCAUACCCCCGGAGCCCAGUACGGAGGACAAAGAGCAGCUAGAGAUCGACGUGACUGAAGCGGACGGCAUUCCGCAGACAGUACGUGCAAAGAAGCUGCUCAAGAAGGCACAGAAGGACCAGACUUCCAUCGAAAUGAGCGUUCACGCUCAACUACCGGCCACAUUUGAUCAGAGCAUGCUGAACUUCGUGGCAGCGGUAGUAAAGGCCACGAAGAUAAUCGAACUGGAGGAGGAAGCUCUUGACAUAGACCCAGAAAGCCCACCUCAGCCCAGUCCAGCUCCUUCGCCUCCACCUGAAGCUGACAGCACACCACCAAGCUCACCAGUCAAGGCAAGUAUGGGCAUCAAAGAAGCUGUGAAUGUCAAGAUGCUGGCACGGAACAUCAGGCAGAACCUGAAGGAUGGCACGUAUAACAGCAACAUAAAGGACUUCGUGAAAGAGGUCCACAAAAACACCCGAGACGGUAUGAGGAAGCAUGCGGUCGGGACUCUCAUCAAUGAUCGCUGGAUUGCAAAGCUGGUCGGAAAGACUGCCGCAGCAUUGCAGAAGGCACAGGGAGACAUAGGUUACACCGGAGGGAUUCCUAUUCCGCUAGCACCUUAUAGAGGUAGCAAGGAUCUGCCAACAAAGUUGUUACCUUGA